CGUGCACCACCGCCAUUUAGCAACAACGCCGCCGCCGCCGCCGCCAUCGCCACCGCUCAUGGCCUCCGCUUCGCUGCAUCUCCAUGGAUCUCUCCUCGUCUCCGGCCCUCGCCGCAGCUCCUUCACACGGAUCUCUCCACCGAUGAUCAGUAGAUGGAGCUCCAAGUCUUCGAAGAUGACGCUGCGGGCGUCCACCGAGGAUCUACGCCUCGAGAUCGAUGAGAAUCCAGAGGGAAUCAUCUCCGGCGAAUGGGAGGGAAACUUCUCGAUCCUCACCUACUCCGAUCUCAAAGCAUACCUUGAAUCCCAGACCAUGCCUGACCAUAAGAUCACACCCACGGCGGUGCUCGGGGAGGUGAUGUCGUCGCCGAUCAGGACGGCGACGGUGGAUCAGAGCUUGGAGGAGAUCGAACAUCACUUCGAGUUCGUCUCCGGGCUUCCGGUCGUCGACGGCGAUGUCCGUUGCGUCGGCGUCGUUUCUCGCAAGGAUUUCUCUAGAGCUUCUCACGGGCUGAAAUCCAAGGUUGGUGAAGUCAUGUCAUCUCCAGCUAUCACAUUAUCUCCUGACAAGACAGGCUUAGAUGCUGCAGCUCUGAUGCUUAAAAUGAAGGUUGAUAGGAUUCCAAUUGUGAACCAGAAAGGGCAAACCAUUGGUAUAGUGGCUCGGAGUGACGUAUUCCCAGCGCUGGAGGCACAGGAAGCAUAGUUUUUAUAUCUAUCAUAACUGCAGCCUUUUUGUACAGUCUUUUUGUCUUGCUGUAUAAUGUGUAUCUUGUGUGUGAUGUGUUGUAAUGUAUAUCCAUAUAUUUCUCUAUUCUUAGUAUAAACUGUGUUUGUUCUAGGACUUGUAAAUCAAUGGUCCUUCAUAGAGGUUUGUACUAAUACUUCUUGUCAAACUUGAGCAGUUUCAACGUUGUAAAUCAAGAAUUCUGUUAUUACUAAUGAUAUAAGAACCGCUAUAAUCUCAAAAUA
Molecule: messenger RNA, 972 nt
Organism: Dioscorea cayenensis subsp. rotundata (Guinea yam)
Lineage: Eukaryota; Viridiplantae; Streptophyta; Magnoliopsida; Dioscoreales; Dioscoreaceae
Exons: 5
Coding region: 59-706 (215 amino acids)
Source: RefSeq, a predicted model, not a curated record